This is a messenger RNA of Contarinia nasturtii (swede midge), 1726 nucleotides long. RefSeq names its product 46 kDa FK506-binding nuclear protein-like. The coding region runs from base 248 to 1363 and encodes 371 amino acids. Gene Ontology annotation, cellular component: nucleolus; chromatin. NCBI's taxonomy places the organism in Eukaryota, Metazoa, Arthropoda, Insecta, Diptera, Cecidomyiidae. The transcript has 7 exons. The record is from RefSeq and is a predicted model, not a curated record. Gene Ontology annotation, molecular function: macrolide binding; peptidyl-prolyl cis-trans isomerase activity.
CUUCGGUUGCUCGUUCAACACAAACGCUAUACAGCACGCGCCUUUUGUAUAGACACAGCAUUGGAAAUCAUAUUUUGAAAGCCGCUAAACGAACGUGGUCGCCUUGACUGUGUGUGCUCUUUAUCGUUUAAAACCAAAUCGCGACAACAGUGCUCAUUUCAAUAAUUUUUAGUUUUAUUCUUCUCUGCAAAUUAAUUGCAAGUUUACGUUUGAUUUUAUAUCUUUUGAUUAAUAUACCGACGAAAAAAUGUUCUGGGGUUUGGUUUUGAAGACAAACAAACGCUAUUCACAGCAAGUAUCGAAGCCGUUUCAUGUAUCACAAGCGGUAUUGGAUUUAGGUACCGUAAAUCCAAAUGACAGUGAUGCUGUUGUUCAAGUUUGGCUUAACACAGAUGACACAGACCAUUUGAUCGCCAAUGUAGGCCGAAAAACAUCACAUGUUCAAUUGGAUCUUACAUUCACUGAAGGCGAAACUGUUGCUUUUUACAGCAAAGGUAGUGGCACCGUUCAUCUCACUGGUUAUUUGCUACCAGAAGAUGAUGAUGAUUUUGGCGAUUAUCCACCUUAUGGAGAAGAAGAAGAAAGUGACGAAGAGGUUGAAGCACCAAAAAAUAAACAAAAGGUUGACAAGAAACAAGUCAAAGUUGUGAAAGAUGUUGAAGAAGAAGAAGACGAUGAUGAAGAUGACAGCGAUAUAGACUUUGAAGGAGUUACCAAAGAACUUCUCGAAGAUGAAGAAGGGGAAGAUGAAGAAGAUAGCGAUGAUGACGACGACGAUGACGAUGACGAUGACGAUGACGAUGAGGACGACGACGAUGAAGAUGAUUCAGACGAAAUCGAAGCUCCGCAAUCCAAGAAGGCCAAAUUGGAAAAUGCUGGAAAACAAAAUGGUUUGACCAAUGGCAAGGUACCGAAGAAAGAACUUGAAAAACAAAAGAACCAACAAAAGGCACAAAAACAAGAUAAACAACAGGAGCAAAAACAAAAGCAACAACAGCAAAACCAACAACAAAAGAAGUCAACACCAAAAACACUCAAGGGCGGCGUAAUUGUCGAAGAUCUUCGCGUUGGUAAAGGUCCAGAAGCCCAAGCUGGCAAAAAGGUCUUCGUUUACUACGAAGGACGACUAAAAUCGAACAACAAAAUGUUUGACAGCACAAAAUCCGGCGAAGGAUUCAAGUUCACUUUGGGUCGCGGUGAAGUGAUUCAAGGAUGGGACAUCGGUGUUGUCGGUAUGAAAGUUGGUUCAAAACGCCGAAUCACGUGCCCACCAAAUGUUGCAUAUGGCCAUAAAGGUGCACCACCACAAAUUCCCGGCAAUUCAACUCUCAUCUUUGAUGUCGAACUACGCAACCUUAAAUAAGUCUGCAAGACUUCCACGUUUAUUUCCGUUGGAAAUUUUUUUCAUCGUUUCUUUUAAACUGACAUUCUUUACAAAUACAAUUUUUCUUUUAGUUGAACUAUCGACCAAGAUUACAAAUUAAAGCAUUAAACAACAUUUUUUUAAAUAAAAAAUAUAUGUUAUAACUAGUAUUCUGUUAAGCGUUUAUUACAAGGGCUUACGUUACAAAAUAUAAAAAAAAGUUUGUCUUCGAUGAGAGUUUGUUUUACUAGUUUCAAGCUCACUGGUUAGAGUCUCAUUAAGAAUGAAAACCAAUAGUUUACGACGUAAAGACGUCUUAUGAUUAUUUGACCCGUAAAACACAUUCUUUAUACAAUUUUCAUU